Messenger RNA from Hypoxylon trugodes, 3273 nucleotides. Its product is annotated as glycoside hydrolase family 31 protein. The record is from RefSeq and is a predicted model, not a curated record. The coding region runs from base 247 to 3204 and encodes 985 amino acids. Gene Ontology annotation, molecular function: carbohydrate binding; alpha-glucosidase activity. Gene Ontology annotation, biological process: N-glycan processing; carbohydrate metabolic process. Lineage: Eukaryota; Fungi; Ascomycota; Sordariomycetes; Xylariales; Hypoxylaceae. The transcript is spliced from 2 exons. Gene Ontology annotation, cellular component: glucosidase II complex.
CUAUCUCGUAACUUUUUUCAAAUGGGACAGCUAGCAUUAAGUCACUCUGGCUUCUCUUCCUUCAACUAUAAACCACCAUUAUACCUUAUAUCAAUUGCUUGCGAUUUUGCGAAGCAAUUGUACAAAAACAAGCUAAUGAUUUAUGUUGAUGUAGUUCAAUGAUUUGUUUUAAUCUUUAUUUUGAUUUCACCCCUUACUAUUGUUGACAAUCAUCCUAUUAAACGGCUUCGUGCCAAGGGAUACAACAUGGCCGGUGCUGGUACCAGCCAGCUGUCCCCAAGAUGGGCAGUCUUCUUGUGUCUCUUCACAAUCCUGUGUUCUCUAUUCACACCAGCAGUGGCGGUCAAGGAAAACGAUUUCAAGAAAUGCGAUCAGUCUGGUUUCUGUAAGAGAAAUAGAGCUUAUGCCGACAAUGCUGUUGCCCUAGGAUCAUCCUGGCAAGCACCCUACAAGAUCGUUCCCGGGCUGGCCUCAUUCAAGGAUGGUCAAUUCAAUGCCAUAAUACUUAAAACCAUCGACGAACAAGGAAACACUGUUCGACUUCCCAUCACCGUAUCCUUCUUGAAAUCCGGUACGGCACGUGUUACGGUCGACGAGCAAAGGAGGCAAGAGAAGGACAUUGAACUUAGGCAUAACAGUGGAGCUCGACCAGAAAGAUACAAUGAAGCUGAAAAAUGGGCUAUCGUUGGUGGUUUAGAGGUUGACAAAAACGCUAAAGUUGCUCACGAAAGCGAGACUGGCAUCAAAAUUCAAUAUGGUCCCGACUCUGCGUUCGAAGCCGAUAUCAACUACGAACCUUAUUCGAUUGAGUUCAAGCGAGAUGGUGCUACACAUAUCAGACUUAACGAUCGCGGCUUAAUGAACUUGGAGCACUGGCGACCGAAGAUUGAGAAACCAGAACCAGAGAAAAAAGGAGGCGAGGAGGGACAGGAAGAAAAGAAAGAGGAAGCUCCCGAGGUACCUGCGUCUGCAGAUGAAAGCACCUGGUGGGAGGAGACCUUUGGUGGUAACACAGAUUCCAAGCCGCGUGGACCUGAGAGUGUUGCUCUCGACAUUACCUUUUUGGGUUAUGAGCACGUCUAUGGAAUUCCAGAACAUGCUGGUCCCUUGUCGUUGAAGGAGACUCGCGGCGGCGAGGGCAAAUAUUCGGAACCAUACAGGUUAUACAACUCAGAUGUGUUUGAGUAUGUUUUGGACAGCCCAAUGACCUUGUACGGCGCCAUUCCCCUUAUGCAAGCUCAACGAAAAGAUUCGACGGUUGGCGUGUUCUGGCUUAACACUGCCGAAACUUGGGUCGAUAUUACCAAGGCUAAGGAAUCCAAGAAUCCCUUGGCGCUUAGUGUUGGAGGGGCCAAGACCAACACUCAAACUCACUGGAUUUCGGAGUCCGGUUUGAUGGAUGUUUUCGUCUUCCUCGGUCCAACUCCUCGUGAUAUCACCAAGAGCUACGGUGAGCUUACGGGGACCACUGCCAUGCCCCAAGAAUUUUCCCUCGGUUACCACCAGUGCCGAUGGAACUAUGUGUCUGACGAUGAUGUUAAGGAGGUUGACCGCAAAAUGGAUCGAUACAAGAUUCCAUAUGAUGUCAUCUGGUUAGACAUCGAAUAUACCGACGACAGGAAGUAUUUUACUUGGGAUAACGACAUGUUCAAGGAUCCGAUCGGUAUGGGUAAACACUUGGAUGUCCACGGAAGGAAGCUAGUUGCGAUCAUUGACCCGCACAUCAAAAACGUGGCGGGCUACCACGUUUCCGACGAACUGAAGUCGAAGGGUCUGGCCGUGAAGAACAAAGAUGGCAACGACUUCGAUGGUUGGUGUUGGCCAGGGUCUUCCUAUUGGAUCGACGCCUUCAGCCCGGCUGCUAUUAAGUGGUGGUCAUCUCUAUUCAAUUAUGACAGAUUCAAGGGUUCGAUGGAGAAUACUUUCAUCUGGAAUGAUAUGAACGAACCCUCAGUAUUUAAUGGUCCGGAAGUUACUAUGCCGAAGGACAAUCUUCAUCAUGGCAACUGGGAACAUCGAGAUGUUCACAACGUAAAUGGAUUGACUUUCCACAAUGCUACGUUUGAAGCCAUGCUCUCUCGAAAGAAAGGCGAAUUGCGACGUCCGUUCGUACUCACCAGGUCUUUCUACGCUGGCUCGCAACGUCUUGGUGCAAUGUGGACCGGUGACAACCAAGCUAGCUGGGAGCACCUUGGAGCAGCUAUUCCCAUGAUCCUAGCCCAAGGAAUUUCGGGUUUCCCCUUUGCCGGUGCUGAUGUUGGUGGAUUUUUCGGCAACCCGGAAUUGGAGUUACAAAGCCGUUGGUACCAAGCCGGCGCUUUCUAUCCCUUUUUCCGAGGACACGCUCACAUCGAUGCUCGUCGCCGAGAGCCUUUCCUACUUGCCGAGCCACAUCGAUCCAUCAUCACGUCUGCUUUGCGUCUCCGCUACAGUCUCCUCCCGGCUUGGUAUACCGCCUUUUAUCAUGCCAACAAGGAUGGUAGCCCCAUCAUCCGUCCUCUAUAUUGGACCCACCCAAGCGAAGAAGGUGGCUUUGACAUUGACGACCAAUUCUUCGUUGGAUCGACUGGUCUUCUCGUUAAGCCGGUUGUGGAGAAGGACAAGACCACUGCUGACAUUUACAUCCCCGAUGACGAGGUUUACUACGACUACUUCAAUUACAAGAAGCUCGCCACAUCUAAGGGCAAGCACCUGACUGUUGACGCUCCUCUCGAGUCUAUACCCCUUCUACUCCGCGGUGGACACAUCUUCCCUCGCCGAGAUACCCCGCGUCGCUCUUCCCAACUGAUGAAGUUCGAUGACUACACCCUUGUCGUAGCAGUUAGCAAGAAGGGUGAUGCGGAAGGAGAACUUUACGUCGAUGACGGUGACUCUUUUGACUACGAGAAGGGUCAGUACAUCCAUCGCAAGUUUAAGCUUGAGGGUUCGACACUUGCUUCUACAGAGGCGGAAGGCCGUGACGUCAAGAGCAUUAAGGAAGGAGAAUGGUUGAAGCGCAUGCGCGGUGUUUCUGUCGACAAGAUCAUCAUUGUUGGGGCGCCCUCAUCUUGGGCUAGUAAGAAGGAGGUAGUGGUUGAGUCCGAGGGUAAGAAGACCACGGCACCUCUCGACUACCACAAGACCGAAGACGGCAAAAAUGCAUAUGCGAUCGUAAGAGGAAUUGGUGCCGGAAUUGGCACUGAUUGGACCAUUUCAUUUGCUUAAGGAGCUAGCUAGGUGUAGAGUAUACCAUGAUAGAGACGAAUAUAUAUAUGACCAUGUAUCCCCUUAGAG